AUGCCGUCGAUCUGGCGGCCGAACGUGAGAGUGACCCUCGACGAGGAUGGUGAAGUCGAGGACACGGAGAGGGGGGGAGAGGAGUUGACGAAGAAGGGCACGAAGCGGAAGAGAGCCCCUCCCACGAAGGGACCGUGCGAGCACGGGGUGAAGUAUCGGUCGCGAUGCAAGGUGUGCGGUGCUUGUCCGCACGGGAAGUGGCGCAGUCGAUGCAAGGAGUGCGGUGGGUCUCGAAUCUGCGAGCACGGUCGUCAGCGCAAUCAUUGCAAGGAGUGCGGCGGCGCAUCAAUCUGCGAGCACGGUCGUCAGCGCCACCGGUGCAAGGAGUGCGGUGGUUCAUCAUUCUGCGAACACGGUCGUCAGCGCUCUAAGUGCAAGGAGUGCGGUGGGUCUCAAAUCUGCGAGCACGGUCGUGAGCGCUAUGGCUGCAAGGAGUGCGGUGGGUCUGGAAUCUGCGAGCACGGUCGUAUACGCUUUCAGUGCAAGGAGUGCGGUGGGUCUCAAAUCUGCGAGCACGGUCGUCAGCGCUCUAAGUGCAAGGAGUGCGGUGGUGCAUCAAUCUGCGGGCACGGUCGUGAGCGCAGAUACUGCAAGGAGUGCGGUGGGUCUCAAAUCUGUGAGCACGGUCGUCGGCGCUCUUAG
Molecule: messenger RNA, 642 nt
Organism: Micromonas commoda
Lineage: Eukaryota; Viridiplantae; Chlorophyta; Mamiellophyceae; Mamiellales; Mamiellaceae
Exons: 1
Coding region: 1-642 (213 amino acids)
Source: RefSeq, a predicted model, not a curated record